AGGAAGACAAUCUAUCGGAUUCACGUUGUAGCCCAUGCUUACAUUCACGUUGGCAAGUGAACGUACCUCUAGUGAAGAAGUAUAUUCCCCUUUAUAAAAAGUGACAUAAAUUCACAGAUUUUAGCUAACAACAAUGGGCGGACAAGCAAAAGCUAAAAAGAAAAACAAAGCUAAAAGAAAAGACACUAAACCAACUGGAGGUGCCUUGAUGUCACCACAGGAGAGAAUGCAAGCCAAGAUGCAGGAAAGAGCCAAAAAGAAAACAUCUGAAAAAUACACGACUGAUCAACUAAUUGAAAAGACUGAAGAGUGUAUAGACAACUUUGACUUUGACAUGGCCAGGCUGUACUGUCAGCGAGCGCUGGAUAUUGAACCCACUAACCUGACCCUCCUGGACAUGAUGGGGAACAUCUGCACUGAGCUAGGAGAUACAGAGAAAGCUAAACAGGUGUAUUUGAAGGCUGUGGAGCUCAGUCCAGAGGAGGGCCACAGUAAGUACAUGUACCUGGGGCAGAUUCACACAGGCAUGGAGGCUGUACAGUACUUCAGUAAAGGAACUGAGGUCAUGCUCAAUGCCAUGGACAAACACGCCAAUGAGGCUAGUGCAUUCGGAGCGGCUGCAUUCCCAUCUGAGUGUGCCGUCACAAAGAAGGACGUGUCUGUGGCCUUCUGUUCCAUCGCUGAGAUCUUCUUCACAGAUCUCUGCAUGGAGGAGGGCGCUGCUGAUCGUUGCAAAGAGGCCAUCGACAAAGCUUUACAGUACAACGAGCACAACCCUGAAGCACUCCAGUUGAUGGCCAGCUACCUGUUCAGCAUCGAGAAAAGUGAGGAGGGGCGUGAGUACCUGAAGAAGAGCUUGUCGUCAUGGUUACCUAGCCUACAGAAAGAGGAAGAGUCUUUGGCGAGCACAGAGCAUGACAUGGAGGAGGAAGAAGAUCAGAAUAAGAGCAACAUCCCACCUUAUGAAUCCAGAAUAACAACAGCCAAACUGCUGAUCGAGGUCGAGGAGUAUGAGAUGGCCACAGAGGUGUUAGAGGAUCUUCUGGAGGAGGAUGACGAGGUUGUGGAGGUGUGGUAUCUGUUGGGAUGGCUGUUUUAUUUGCAGCUGGACAAACAAGACUUGACAAACAACGGUGUGAACUUCAGAAAAUCAGCUUGGACGUACCUUAGCAAGGCCAAAAAGCUAUAUGUGAAGCUGCACUGUGAGGACGCACCCAUGUUUGAGCAUACGGAGCAGCUGUUAGCAGAGCUGGGUGGUGAAGAGCAUGGGGCUGAUGAUGAUGAUGAAGAUGGACCAUCUGUAGACAACAUUGAGGAUGAUUUUAUUCAAAGCAGUGAUGAAGAUGAUGAUACCAUGGAUCACUGACUCAACGUUUUUCACUUGUUUAUUCUAAUUGUCAUCCAUGGACUCGUCCAAUCAGAAUGUUAAACUGAAAGCAGAUGGCUGCAUCUUCACAGUUUCCUCAAUCUUCUGUCUACCAGUUACUUUUUUCUCCCCUUCUAUUCCGGUUUGAUAUGUCUGACUAAAGCUGGGAUGUAUUUUCUUUUUGCCUUGUUUUUUUGCAUGCUGAGACUCGAACCAUCAGGACAUCUGUCACACUGAUCUGGACACUGAUCAAGAUGCUGUUUCAUAAUAACUUAGUUCAUUUAUUUUUUGCUGUUUUAUAAAUGUUACACAGCGCUAACAGUAUCAGAAUAAAAAAAAUCAAAGUAAAGGCAUUUCUAAUUCCAUUAAAAUAUAUAUCCAUCUAUUUUUGCUUUGUUUUAACGUAUGUUAUAUGGAACGAGAAAUGCAUUGAGGAACUGAUUUAUUUUAAAAACAAACAGCUAAAUGGCAAUACACAUGUUGAUGUUUCCUUGAAAUGAUGAUGGUGUGAAAACAUUAUCUCAUUCUGACUUCAUUAUGAUUUAAGCUCUUGUGUGAACAUAAGUCAUAAUCCAGAAUCUGUACAAUGAACCCACCAGCUGGAAGACAUUUCAUCUCUCAGCAUACUUGAGUGUUUGUUAAUGUCAUUCCCUUAAUGAUGAACUUAAGGAUCAUUUUGGUUAUGGAUGUGCAAAAAUUGUUUUGUUUAUCCUGAUGCAGACCCCAGACAUGUGGCAUUAUAAUGCCACCAUCACAAUACAUUAUUAUAAUGAGCCUUGAUGUUUGUUUGUUUUGUAUUUUCCGAUGGUCUCUGUCUGUCUUCCAGUUUUCACAGAGAACCGUUUUUAUGAACUGCUUCAGUUUUUCCCAUCAAAUAUUUCAGAGACCCUAGAACAAGCCUCCUGAGUUCAAACGAGACAUUUGGUUUCAUUUUGUGAAUCCUAAGCAAAUCUCAUAAUCCGAUCACACGAGGCCUGCCGGUUCCCAGCCCUAAUGAAGAUUCUCGUUUUAAUUAAGCUUAUGGACUUUUAGCCUCUCAGAGAUGGAGAGUCUGGAUGAAAUAUAGUCAUAUUUUGACUAAACCAUCUUUUUUUUUUUUUGCAACAAAAUGUCAUGUGCCCAUAAAACAAGUAUAACCCAUUUUUUAUAUACACUACAGUUCAAACGUUUUGGGUCAGUAGGAUUUUUUUUUUUUUUUUUUGAAAGACACCUCUGUGCCUUCCGAGACUGCAAUAUAUUUAAUCAAGAACACAGUAAAAACAGUAAUAUUGUGAAAUAAUAUUACAAUUUUUUAAAAUCUUUUUGAAUAUAUUUUAAAAUUUACUUUAUUCCUGUGACAACAAAGCUGAAUUUUCAGCAACCAUUACUCCAGUCUUCAGUGUCACAUGAUCCUUCAGAAAU
Onychostoma macrolepis is the source of this 2767-nucleotide messenger RNA. RefSeq lists its product as uncharacterized. Gene Ontology annotation, biological process: cell division. The coding region runs from base 134 to 1366 and encodes 410 amino acids. Gene Ontology annotation, molecular function: protein binding. The transcript is spliced from 11 exons. NCBI's taxonomy places the organism in Eukaryota, Metazoa, Chordata, Actinopteri, Cypriniformes, Cyprinidae. The record is from RefSeq and is a predicted model, not a curated record.